This is a messenger RNA of Micropterus salmoides (largemouth bass), 5059 nucleotides long. RefSeq names its product metabotropic glutamate receptor 4-like. The record is from RefSeq and is a predicted model, not a curated record. Gene Ontology annotation, cellular component: membrane. NCBI's taxonomy places the organism in Eukaryota, Metazoa, Chordata, Actinopteri, Centrarchiformes, Centrarchidae. Gene Ontology annotation, biological process: regulation of synaptic transmission, glutamatergic; G protein-coupled glutamate receptor signaling pathway. Bases 1065 to 3818 code for a protein of 917 amino acids. Gene Ontology annotation, molecular function: adenylate cyclase inhibiting G protein-coupled glutamate receptor activity. The transcript is spliced from 11 exons.
GCGUUACCAGCAGCACUUACACAAAGCCUGCAUUUGGUGAGGAUCUAAUUUGUAGCAUAUGGCUUAAUAAUACAAAAGAAAGAAAAGACAAUUGGAGAGAUCAUUUCCAAUCUUGCGCGGUGGGAGGGAAGAUUUCAGUCAGUCAGUCAGAAGGAGCAGGAAAGGAAGGAGGAGAAAAAGAAGAAGAGGAAGAAAAGUGGGAAAUCUCUGCAACCCCUGGAGUCUCAUUCAGCACCACGCUCUUCUGGACAGCGUCUGAGCAGCGGACAAACAGGAGAUUUGUUCAAACCUCGAGUCUGGGAGUAACACCGCAUCUGUACAGGGCGCUUUAUUCCUCCCCCCGCAACUAACAACACUUUCUAAUUCAUACUGGAAUUUUGACUUCCCACAUCUUUCAUAUUCUUUACCCCCUUUAAACCUCUUUUUUGAUCCGUGUGGCGGGUUUGGCAAGCAGCGUUCAAACAGGAGGCGAGUGCUGACUGGAGCUGGCGCCGCCAAACAAAGACGCAGGAAGAAAAAGAAAGAAAAAAACUGGACGGCAUCAGGGAUCGCAGAAGUUCAUUUUCUCCACUUUGGGCUCACUUGUAUCGGGCGGAUUUAAAGGAGCCUGCUGUGGAACCCACUGGUUCCUCUCGUCACUUUCUGCCUGCUUGAAGGACCAAGAGGAGAACUAUAUGCACCAGAGUGAUUCUGAGGAAGCAUAGAAGAGAAACUUCCCUCCUUUGUUCUUGCCUUAUGAGAACACUCUCUGUGGACUCCCAUCGCAGCUCACCCUGUGCUGUUUAGAAGGUGCAUGUAGUCACCGCUCUCAGGUGCAGGAAAAGAGGGAAACACAAAGAGGAAAGAAGAAAGAGUGGAAGAUAAAGAGAGUGAGGCUGCAUAAUUAGUAUUACAAAGUUUGUGUCAUACAUAGAAACCAUGAGAAGAGGCUUCUGAAGACGCUCUGAAAAAUAUUGCGGCUUACCAUCAGGACAUUUAUGUGUGUGAGUGGGUAUAUGUGUGUACAUCUUUUUCAUUUUCAAAGGACUUGAAUUUGUAUUUGGAUGCUGAUUUAGCCUUUCAUUAUGACUCCACGAGGAGGCUUUGAGAGAGCGUGGAUUGGCUGCCACCGAGGUGUCUGCUGCUGGGUGUUGUUGCUGGCUUGUUAUUUCCUGAUCGCCUCGGCAGCCAAACCCAAAAUGCCAGGCCACACACACCUCAAUUCGAUCCGCAUUGAUGGGGACAUUUCUCUGGGUGGGCUGUUCCCAGUGCACGCUAGGGGCAACGAUGGCAAAGCCUGUGGGGAGCUGAAGAAGGAGAAAGGGAUCCAUAGGUUAGAGGCCAUGUUAUUUGCCCUGGAUCGUAUCAAUAAUGACAAUGAGCUGCUGCCUAAUAUCACUCUAGGGGCACGUAUCCUGGACACCUGCUCCCGGGACACCCAUGCUCUGGAACAGUCACUGACAUUUGUUCAGGCACUGAUUGAGAAAGACUCAAGUGAUGUCAAGUGUCUCAGCGGAGGCCCGCCCAUCAUCACUAAGCCUGAGAGAGUGGUGGGAGUGAUCGGUGCAUCUGCCAGCUCGGUGUCAAUCAUGGUAGCCAACAUUUUACGGCUCUUCAAGAUACCUCAGGUGAGCUACGCCUCCACAGCUCCUGAGCUGAGUGACAACACGCGCUACGACUUCUUCUCCCGGGUGGUCCCCCCGGACACCUACCAGGCCCAGGCUAUGGUGGACAUUGUCAAAGCCAUGCGCUGGAACUACGUCUCCACUGUAGCUUCUGAGGGAAACUACGGAGAAAGUGGCGUUGAUGCGUUUAUCCAGAAGUCUCGAGAGGACGGUGGUCUGUGCAUUUCCCAGUCUGUGAAAAUACCACGUGAACCACGAUCUGGAGAGUUUGACAAGAUCAUUCGCAGGCUGAGUGAAAACCCUAAUGCCCGAGUAGUGAUUAUCUUUGCCAAUGAGGACGACAUCAGGCGGCUCCUUCAAGCAGCUAAGAAGGCCAAUCAAACAGGCCAUUUCAUCUGGGUGGGUUCAGACAGCUGGGGCUCUAAAAUCACCCCAAUACUGAACCAGGAAGAAAUGGCCGAAGGUGCUGUCACCAUCCUACCCAAACGACAGUCCAUCAAAGGUUUUGAUCGCUACUUCAUCAGCCGAACACUAGAGAACAACAGACGGAAUAUCUGGUUUGCAGAGUUCUGGGAGAAUAACUUCCAAUGCAAGCUUAGUCGGCACGCUGUGAGGAAAGGAUCUGGCAUCAAGAAAUGCACAAACCAUGAGCGGAUCGGGAAAGAUUCAUCCUACGAACAAGAGGGGAAGGUUCAGUUUGUGAUUGACGCAGUUUAUGCCAUGGCUCAUGCUCUACACAACAUGCACAAAGAUCUCUGUCCUGGAAAAGUCGGCCUCUGCUCCAUGAUGGACACCAUCAACGGCACACUGCUGCUCAAGUACAUCCGCAAUGUCAACUUCACAGGAAUUGCUGGCACCCCGGUGGUCUUCAAUGUAAAUGGAGAUGCUCCUGGUCGCUAUGAAAUCUACCAAUACCAGAUCACAAAUAACACGCCAGAAUACAAGAUCAUUGGUCACUGGACGGAUCAGCUCCAUUUGGACAUCAAUGAGAUGCAGUGGCCUGGUGGAACACAAGAAGUACCCUCCUCCAUAUGCAGCCAACCCUGCCGUCUUGGGCAGCGCAAGAAGAUAGUGAAGGGAAUUCCAUGUUGUUGGCACUGCGAGAAUUGCGAUGGUUACCAGUAUCAGGCAGACACUUACACCUGCAAGAUGUGCCGCUUUGAUUUGCGGCCCAAUGAGAACCACACUGGCUGUGAUCCCAUUCCCAUUGUCAAGCUGGAGUGGAGCUCCCCAUGGGCAGUCAUCCCUGUCCUCAUUGCUGUCCUGGGCAUCAUGGCCACUCUGUUUGUGGUUGUCAGCUUUAUACGCUACAAUGACACACCCAUUGUUAAGGCAUCAGGUCGAGAACUGAGCUAUGUGCUGCUGACAGGUAUCUUUCUUUGCUACGCUACAACAUUCCUCAUGAUCUCUACUCCUGAUGUGGUUAUCUGCUCCCUGCGAAGGAUUUUCCUGGGUCUGGGUAUGAGCAUAAGCUACGCAGCACUGCUUACCAAGACAAAUCGGAUCUACAGGAUUUUUGAGCAGGGCAAGAUGUCGGUCAGUGCCCCUCGGUUCAUCUCCCCAGCCUCUCAGUUAGUUAUCACAUUCAGCCUGAUCUCACUACAGCUCCUUGGAGUGUGCAUCUGGUUUGGUGUUGACCCGUCGCAAGCCAUCAUCGACUAUGAGGACCAGCGCACAGCCAAUCCUAAAAUGGCCCGUGGUGUGCUGAAAUGUGAUAUAUCAGACCUGUCCCUUAUCUGUCUGCUGGGUUACAGCAUGCUGCUGAUGGUCACCUGCACAGUUUACGCCAUCAAGACCAGAGGGGUUCCCGAGACAUUCAACGAGGCCAAGCCCAUCGGCUUUACCAUGUACACCACCUGCAUUGUAUGGCUUGCCUUCAUCCCCAUCUUCUUUGGGACAUCACAAUCAGCAGAAAAGAUGUAUAUCCAGACCACAACUCUGACCAUCUCGGUAAGCCUCAGUGCGUCAGUCUCUCUGGGAAUGCUCUACAUGCCUAAGGUCUACGUGGUUCUCUUCCAUCCAGAGCAGAACGUACCCAAGCGCAAGCGCAGCCUGAAAGCUGUGGUCACUGCAGCCACCAUGUCCAACAAGUUCAACCCCAAAGGUAGCCUGAGGCCCAAUGGAGAGGCCAAGUCUGAACUCUGUGAAAGUCUUGAAACACAAGUGCUGGCCUCCAAGCAGACAUACAUAAGCUACAGUAACCAUGCCAUCUAACCGUGGAAGCGGAGCGAGGGCCUGCCUGAGGAGAAAUCACCUGAUUCUGGGGAAAUACUGGAGGAAUUCCAAGCUGCUACAGCAGAGAGGACUGGGGUGGAAAGAUGGGAAUUUGUCACUCCAUAUAUAAAAAGGAUGUCAUAUUUUUCUAGAGAAUCAGGUAAAGGCUUGAAUGCCAAAUUUAUGAAAAAUUAUUAGGUUAGCAGGAAGGAGAUGGGAGAUUUUCCUCUUCCCACCCUUUCUAAGACAAGUGAGCGUUGAGUAGCGACGUCUCCAGAUGCAGGCUGAGUGAAUAACCUGGAGAUUACAGUAUGUUUUCCUUCUGAAGUGUAUAGCACACAGUUUCAGUCCUCUCUGAGGCUGAAUCGUUUGUCUCAUUUCAACAAAAACAGGGGGGGGAAGUGUUCUGCUUUUACUCACGUCAAAUGCAGUUGACAAGUAUAAAAAUAUAGUCAUUAUUUUUGGUUACUGGUAAUAUUGGGGUUGAAAGCUGCAGUACUCUUCAAACUGUACAUGCCUUACUACAGUACAUUCAGUAUUCUUACAUAAACUAACAAAUCUGAAAUACCGGAAAAUAAAGCAGCGGGUCAUCCCAGAUUUUUUUUAUAAAUGUUUCAUGAUAAUGAUGCCAUCAUCUUGGCAAACCUAGUGUACAGUCCCAGAGCAUGCUUGUGGGAGCAUCACGUGUACUGUGCUGUGUCGUCAACGUCUAUGGAAUGCAACAUUUGUCAUGGUUGUCAUUCACAGUGGAGAUGUCAUUUUGGACCAUUACCCGCUGGGUUACCCUCUGCUAAAUAAAGAGCAAUUUCAAACACAAAAGGAGCAAAUCUAAAAACAAAUUGCCAUGGAAUACCUUUAUAGUUUACACCACACUCCAUAAAUGUCAGCCAGGACUUAAGAGACUUGUCGAUGCAACAUCCCAGAUAUAUUGGCUCUUAUUUAUCAUGCGCUUGUUGACACCUUAGCAAAAUUACAGCAGUUGGAUGAUUGGGAGAAAUUCAAGUUGCCCCAUUUUUUAAACUUCCAUCUCAGCCAACAUUAAAAGGUACUAUUCUUGACGUAAUAUUAACACACUUGCAGUGGAUUUCCCUCCAGUAAGUUACACUGUCUACUGUUAUUUCUAGGGACGGGGAUCGAGACCCGGUUCCAAAAUUUCUCAAAACCUGAAAAUCAAUAAGGUUCUAGCUUAUCGAUACUGCUUUCAAGACUUGCCGGUCCUAUGAUGUAACGUUAUGUCUUGA